Molecule: messenger RNA, 2124 nt
Organism: Mangifera indica (mango)
Lineage: Eukaryota; Viridiplantae; Streptophyta; Magnoliopsida; Sapindales; Anacardiaceae
Product: cytochrome P450 89A2-like
Exons: 2
Coding region: 1-2124 (707 amino acids)
Cellular component (GO): membrane
Molecular function (GO): iron ion binding; oxidoreductase activity, acting on paired donors, with incorporation or reduction of molecular oxygen, NAD(P)H as one donor, and incorporation of one atom of oxygen; heme binding
Source: RefSeq, a predicted model, not a curated record
AUGGCCAUUCUUGAAACAAAAGUUCGAAGUACAAAUGUCAAUAGAGUAUGCUUUAGCAUUUGGGAAGGUUGGGAACAUUGUAGUAAUAUGAGUGAUGCUUCUAUAGGUAGAAUUUUGAUUGGUUGGAAUAAAGCUACUAUUAGACUCAAUGUUAUUGCGGAUGAUAGCCAAUAUAUACAUUGUGAUGUGAAGCUUGUUAAGGAGAAUUCUAGCAUUGGCUUGACAAUAGUCUAUGGCAGCAAUAAUCCUAUGGAGAGAAAGGUUCUUUGGCGUAAUCUCAUAAAUCAAGCCCAUAUGAUGCAAAAUACACCUUGGAUCAUACUAGGAGAUUUCAACACCAUCAAACACCCCUUAGAAAAGGUUGGUGGGGCUGAUUGGGGAAACUACUACUGUGAAGACCUUAGUAAUUGUAUGAGAGAUGCUGAAUUGGAGGACCUAAGGUUCAUGGGUCAUCUCCUAACUUGGAGUAAUUGUAGUGAAGGAGCGAGAAGGAUUGCAUGCAAACUUGAUAGGGCUCUCAUCAAUGAUUCAUGGAAGGAUCUAUUCCCAAAUGCCAUGGCUCAUUUCUUCAACCCCUCCAUUUCCAAUCAUUCUCCAUGUUUGGUGAGAGUUGGUACCAUAGAAGAUUCCUUAAUCUCCUUCCCUGCUCUGCUCAUCAAAUUUAUAUACAACACAAAAAAGCUCUCCCCAAACCCUCCACCAGGGCCCCUUUCCUUCCCCAUUUUCGGCAACUUACUGUUGCCCUGCAAAGUUGCCAAAUUGGAGCCCAUUCUCCUCAAACUCCACGCUAAAUUUGGUCGAAUUUUAACUCUUCACUUUGGUUGUACGCCUUCCAUCUUCAUCGCUGACCGCACUCUUGCCCACCAAGCCUUAAUUCAAAAUGGAACGAUAUUUGCUGACAGGCCACCGGGCCCUGACGGUAGAUACAAAAAUACUAUUAGCUCCGCCGCUUACAGCCCUACGUGGCGACUUCUUCGGCGAAACCUCACUUCACAGAUUCUGAAUUCAUCACAAGUGAAAUCCUAUUCACAUAUACGCAAGAGGGUGUUGCGUAAUUUACUAGAAUGUAUGAAAUCUCAGUCUAGCUCAUGCGAUUCGGUGCCGGCGAUUGAGUACUUUCAAUACUCCAUGUUUAGCUUGUUAGUCCUCAUGUGUUUCGGGGACAAUAUUGAAGAGAAACAAAUCAAGGAAAUAAAAGGCGCCCACGAUCGUUUGAUGUUGAGUGUUGGUCGAGUCAAUACACUGAAUAUGUGGCCGAGAGUGACAAGGAUUUUUUUUCGGAAACAGUGGAAGGAGCUAUUUGUGGUAAGGCAGCAAUACAAAGAUUCUAUGAUCCCUUUGAUAAGAGAGCGAGAGAAAGUAAAGGAAAACAAUUUGAGAAAAGAUAAAUAUGUUUUAUGUUAUGUUGAUACAUUUUCAGGCCUCCGAAUCCCGGAGGAUAACAGGAAGCUUACUGAAGAUGAAAUGGUGGAUCUAUGCUUUGAGUUUCUGAAUGGGGGUACUGAUACAACGUCGGCAGCAUGGGAGUGGAUUAUGGCAAAUUUGGUGAAGUAUCCACAUAUCCAAGAGAAACUAUACAUGGAGAUUAAAGGAGUGGUGAGAGAUCGACAGGGGAUUUUGAAAGUUGAAAAUUUACAGAAGAUGUCGUAUUUGAAAGCAGUAAUACUAGAAGGUUUAAGGCGACACCCUCCAAGCCAUUUUUCAUUGCCUCAUGCAGUAACAGAAGAUGUGAUUUUAGGUGGGUUUUUAGUGCCAAAGAAUGCCACUGUUAAUUUCUUCAUAGCAGAGAUUGGAUGGGAUCCUGAAGCCUGGGAAGAUCCAAUGGCGUUUAAGCCGGAGAGGUUUUUGAGCAGUCAUAUGAAUAAUAGAGAGGAAAUAUUGUUAAAUGCAAAAGAAGGGAGUAUAGAGAUGAAGAUGAUGCCAUUUGGGGCAGGGAGAAGAAUAUGUCCCGGGUAUGCAUUGGCAAUACUUCAUUUGGAGUACUUCGUGGGGAAUAUGGUUUGGCAUUUUGAGUGGAAAGGCGUUGGUGGAAAUGAGAUUGAUAUGGAAGAGAAGCAAGAGGUUUUAACUGUUAAGAAGAAUCCAUUGAAGGUUCUUUUAUGUCCCAGAAUAAAAUUUAAUUAA